CACACCCGGUAGUAUGUAAUGGAUCUGAUACGCAUCAGUGACGCUGGAACCAUACUCGGAAUUUCAUACACAAAAUAACCAGCACUUUUGAAUGUAUGUUUUGAGGACAGUAUCUGGCUGGAGAUAGUUGCUGCAGCAGGUGACACUUGACACUCACGUUCGCCUGAUACCUAACGUGCAUCCUACCAAGAGCUGACGCGAUGAGCACAGGGUCUCCAAAACUAGGCGUACAUCCGACAACGACAUCCGGGUCCCUCUCGUAGAGUUGGGUCAUCAUGGCAACAUUCAAAAUGUUCCUAUUUGUUGCCAUAGCUGCCCUGUUCCCGGAAUGCAAUGCAUCGGCAACACCACCUACCACUACGCCGAUAUCUGCACCAACAACGACGCCUACCACUAUGCCGACAUCUGCAUCAUCAACGUCAGCUACCACUACGCCGACAACAUCUGCAUUAACAACGUCACCUACCACGACGCGAACAUCUGCAUCAACAACGUCACCUACCACUACGCCGACAUCUGCACCAACAACGUCACCUACCACUACGCCUACAACAUCUGCAUCAACAACGUCACCUACCACUACGCCGACAUCUGCAUCAACAACGUCACCUACCACUACGCCUACAACAUCGGACAUUGUUCCAUCGGCAUCAACAUCAAUAACAUAUUCAUCAACCACAGAACAGUCUAUUUCUUCCUCGACUGCGUCAGCCGUGUCCUCAUCAGCUCCGACAACGACAUCAGGGCCGUCUGAGUCAGCAACCAGUAACGUUCCGCCUGGUCCAUCUUCAACUACACCCAUAACGCCCACCCUCAGUAACAGUUCAUCUGACGUAUCAACCCCUUCAAAACCAACAUCAACCGGACAGUCAGCAACGACAGAUGCAUCAACCACUUCAACACCAUCGACAGACCUGAAGUCCACGACCUUAUCAACGGACGCAACGUCGACAAUGGCAUCAACGACUUCUAAAAUAUCCUCCUCCACGAGAACGCAAUCUGCUACAUCGGUCAAAUCCACAACAACAUCUUCACAGUGGUCUACUUCGACUACAUCCCCGUCAGUGACUGCAACACCGACCACAGCGGGCAGCUCCACUGGAGGGCCUCACUCUUCAUCAGCAACUACAUCAGCAUCUACACUCCAUGCAACAACAUCACAGUUGACAGCCACACCUGGGACGACUUCAUCAACUACGUCAUCAACUACGGAUAAAUCGGGAGAACAAAUCAUUGAUAGGAUAGAUGACUCCCUGGUGACGAUAGUUGUGGCGUCUGGGGUCGCGGUGGCGAGUGUCGUCGUGGCCGGUGUUGUCAUUAUUGUAUUUUGCAGGAGGAGAAGAGCCAAGUCCAAGCCAAGCCUCGAAGAAAGCUUCAUAUAUGAAAAUUCCACUAUCGGUCGCACUGAACGCUCGGCGUCUAUCGUGACACUGACUGGCGUCAAGAAUGGUGUGUCGGGAACUAACUGCUGGGAAAUAGACCUUGCUUUCUUCGUCGCCACAGAGGUUGAGGAAUCUGCCAAACUGAAAGUAGAUCAAUCCCAACCGGAGAAGUCAACUCACGCGGGAAGCAGGACUGAGACUCGAGACAGCGAGAACACGGGACUUAAAACUUCUUCACACUCUGUGACCAGAGAUAGUCAGGCUGGUAGUCAGGCUCCGAUAAAUGAUCAGCCCAAGACAGAUGGCCAGGAAACGCUAAAGGAUCAGCCCAAGACAGAUGGCCAGGAGACGCUAAAGGAUCACACUAAGACAGAUGGCCAGGAGACGCUAAAGGAUCACACUAAGACAGAUGGCCAGGAGACGCUAAAGGAUCAGCCCAAGACAGAUGGCCAGGAAACGCUAAAGGAUCAGCCCAAGACAGAUGGCCAGGAAACGCUAAAGGAUCACACUAAGACCAAUGGUCACGCCAAUACAGGACGUCCAGGUGCGAGAGACGGUCAAGUCAAAGCAGAGGGCCAUGGGGCGAGAGAUAGCCAAACAAAAGUUGAUAUACAAGCCAAGAAAGAUGAAAAGAAAGAUGAUCUUACAAAGAUAGACGAGCAAGCUGUGGCUAAUGGUCAGGCUACGAAAAAUGGUCAAGCUGACGUAGAUAGCCGAGCUACGGUAGUUGACAAAGAAGAGAUAGGUGGACGAGCUGAACAAAAUAAACAAGGUACGGGAGAUGACCACAGUUCAGGAGAUGACCAAGAAAUGAGAGACGAUCAACUGAAGAAAAACGAUGAAGCAGCUGAUGACAGAGGAUGUCCACAGGACAAACAGAGUUCAAAACCAGAUGCUUUCAGGAUGAGAGCUGGCAUGGUUAAAGUGUUUCCAUGAAAGAGGAUCAUCAUUCGUAAAUUUGUGUUUUUACGACUUACGUCUCGCGUCUGACCAGGCUGACGUGAGUUGCCCUUGACACGGGACGACACCUGGAAUAAUUAGUGCAGACUAUGUGUGACCUGGUUACAAUGGACAUUACUCGGACUUUACAAAUACAUCUUUCGUUUGUACCUGCAUAUGCAAAAACUAAGCACCACGGCAAUCCGAUUUUAUGCAUUCAGGGAGGAAGUUAAACAUUUCCAUUUCCAUAAAAGGAUCCUCGACAACGAGCAGUGAACUACGAUAUUGUAAUACGUAAUGUACGUGCAAAAAAUCUUUAAAAUUGUUUUAUCAUCACUUUGGGAUUUUUCCCAACGCCUGGAUAUAACUGAAAUCCAAUUCAAAGAAGCGUUGAUCUAAAUUCCUUCACUCGCUGACAAUAUGUAUUAAGUAUGUUCCACUUCACCCAGUGGUUUGUUUGAAGUAAAACAAUGGGUCUGUGUGUCUGCAUCUCAAUUCAACAUCCGUGUCGGAUCGGGUUGCGGCUGCAGGAGGAAAGUGACGGUGGUUCGUGCCUUCAGCUUCCUUAUGCAACAUUGUCCACAGCUUGUUUAACCAGCUGGGCGUUUCCCUUAAUUCAACGAACCACGCCUUUGUAAAUACUAUUAGGUUUUAUGACGUUUCCACCUUUUAUCCACCAUAGAUAUGAAUUACACGCAUAUGUGUUGUACAUCUGAUAUCGGGGCGUAGUCUGUGCUGGUAUCAUAAACUGAAACAUUAUGCCAUAUUUUUCCUCACACGCAUGUAUGUAAAACUCUUAAUUGAAAGGGUUUACUGAUAAAAAUAAUAUUCAUUUCAUGUAUCAAUGUACCAGAAAAUGCAUUAGCGGUGAAUAUAGAAUGUGUACAUAAAGGUACUGAUAGCGAGAAAGAUUUAUAAUGUUUGUUGCCCUAAAAACUUUCCACUGUGUUCAUAGGUUUGUAAUAUGAACGAUUUAGAUAUAUGUUUACAGUUUGUGAAAAAUGACAUAGCAAUCUGUAGAAUAACGUGAAUGUUAUUGAGGUAACUUUUUACCAUUCAUAUAUUCAAAUACAGAGUUGGGGAGUAUGCUUUAAGCCACUUUUACCAAUAAACCAUCAAAAGCACACACAA
Molecule: messenger RNA, 3452 nt
Organism: Haliotis rufescens (red abalone)
Lineage: Eukaryota; Metazoa; Mollusca; Gastropoda; Lepetellida; Haliotidae
Product: cell wall protein DAN4-like
Exons: 7
Coding region: 276-2318 (680 amino acids)
Source: RefSeq, a predicted model, not a curated record